This is a messenger RNA of Ilex paraguariensis (yerba mate), 354 nucleotides long. NCBI's taxonomy places the organism in Eukaryota, Viridiplantae, Streptophyta, Magnoliopsida, Aquifoliales, Aquifoliaceae. The record is from the annotation of a GenBank genome assembly.
AUGAGGGGUUGGACGGUGCCAUUGUGCUGGGUUGCUGGAGAUGCCCCAGGCACAAGUGUCAAUAUAGAAGGCGCUGCCUUGGGUUGCUCAGGCGUCGUCUCGAGUCGUUUGGUCGCUAUCUCGGGUUGCUCAAGCACUAUCUCGGGUCGCUUGGGCGCCGUCUCGGGCGUUAUCUCGGGUCGCUCAGGCGCCUCCUCGGGUUGCUUGGGCACCAUCCCGGGUCGCUUGAGCGUCAUCCCGGGUUGCUCGAACGUCAUUUCGGGUCGCUCGAGCGCCAUCUUGGGUCUCUCGGACGCCAUCUUGGGUCGCUCGGGCGAUGUCUCGGGUCACUCCUCCCAAGAGGGCGAGGUUUGA